Messenger RNA from Toxoplasma gondii ME49, 5144 nucleotides. RefSeq lists its product as hypothetical. Bases 815 to 2422 code for a protein of 535 amino acids. The transcript is spliced from 9 exons. The record is from RefSeq and is a predicted model, not a curated record. Lineage: Eukaryota; Apicomplexa; Conoidasida; Eucoccidiorida; Sarcocystidae.
CCCGUUUUUUACGUCCUCUAAGCCUCCCCCGUUGUGGCUGUACUGGCAUUCGGGCACGGGCCUCAGAACGCGCCUUGGAGACAGGAAACAGCUGCGCCUGCGCCUGUCUCAAAAAAGUUGUUCAUGAUUUUACGGCCAGAUCAUCAAGAGUUGCUGGUAGGCAUUCCCCUCUGUGGACCACCAGCGCGAACGCCCAUUCUGGUUGUGAAGAACUGCUCAGAAAAAGUGUUGUCGUUGAAGAACUAAGUUCCCGUCCGCUAGUCUCACAGUGACACAGUUUUCGUUGUAAGCGAUGGCAUAGUCCAGACUGUAGUUGCUUCGCUCGCCCCUCAGAGGAAGAGAUUCUUUUCGGCGCUACACUUUCCUGAGAGAACCAAAGUUUACUCUAGUUUCAAAGAAGCUGCAUGAUCGCAAGAGAUUCUUUGUCGGGUUUUAUUUUUAUCAUUGUCACUCAAGUAUCUGUGUUCAUCGGCAGGCAACACUCAAAGAGCGAGCGGCACCCUGGCGUGACGGCCGACACACUUCAUGACCGAAUCGGCAAAGCACUCGCUUUCUGAGGAAUUGCCUCGUCGUUUUCUUCUGAACUUGAAAUAUUACGAGCACGCAUGUGCCUAUACACGUUCAUCGGUGCUGAAAUGUGUAGCCAGCGUUUCUCAAUGCAUCCCGAUCUACCUCUCGGACUCGUAUGUAUACUAACAUACGAAUUUAUAUGUAUAUUUCCACCCCUAAUUGUAUUUGUGCAUCCGAGUGUGCACGGACGACGGACGUGCAUUGCUAUGUUUUUUUCCGCGUGUUUCAUUAACUUCUGGGAUGCAUGCUCUGUAUUUUCGAGACUCUUGUUACAUCUGUGGUGCGCUUGUCAGGUUUGUCGCUUUCUUCCCCACCUGCAGUCCCUCUGACAUUGGAGCGGAACACGCGCACGACCAUUUCCACAUACUGUCUCUGUGAUACAUCUCUUUGUCUGCGAGGUUUCGUAUCGAAACUCGGUCGGUGCAAUAUGGAGACUCCAAAUAGUCCAGGAACCACGAGAAACUUUCGAUCUUCAACAGCAACGCUUCCUUCCAACUGCCCGCCCUACCUCGAGUCACCUUUGCUGGACCCGCUCAUUCUGCCGGGUUGCUGGACUUUCCGCCUCUUUCCGUACUACCGAGGCGAAGUGAAGAAGAACGCUCUGCGUGUCGAUCCAAGCCAUAAGCCUCUCAUUGCCCCAUCAUCCAGAAAGUUUACAGGAUGCGUCGCGCUAUUUCUCUUCGGGAGAACGGCGAUCGAAGUUAACAGCAGCGUGACUGUGUCCAUUGUGGAUGUGAAAGGCAAAACACUCCUGACUCGUUCGACAGGAAACAACUUCCAGCUGUUCACAGUCAAGCCUGCUGUGAUGAUGGGAUUCGAGGACUUUAUCAAAGACAAGCAGAGCGACUUGCUUAAGGCCGCACUCGGCGCAGACGGUGUUCUUCGCCUCCGAAUCGAGGUUCAGCUUUUCUGCUCCAACAGUCCAACCAUGUUUCUGCCUGGGAUGUUUCUCCUUCACGACGUGAAAAACGUGUUGACUUCUCUUGGGGGUCUCCUACCCACAGAGGAAGGCCCUUUAGCUGACGCUGUCUUCCUCGCCGGUCCAGGUGGCGAACGUGUCUACAGCAGCAAGUUCCUCUUGUACACCAGGUGUCCUGCGCUUCGCUCAUUACUGCACGACCAGGGGUCCGGCAUUGCUGUGAUACCCGAAGAGGAGUUUAGCGUCGACAUCGUUCGCGACUUCUGUUUUUACCUCUAUUUCGAUGUAUGCCCAAUUUUGCAAACUGUGAAAGACGAUGUUGUGAGCUGUAGGCCAAAACAGAGAAAGACAAAGCCGGGGAACACUCAUGUUGACUCACCCUCCGAGUUCGCCUUCUCAGUCGAAAUGCCCUCGGGCUCUGUUCUAGGGGCGGAUUCGAAUUCUCGAAUCAAGGCCAAGUGCAAAAUGGUAUCUAGAAACUCGUCCAGAGCUCCCACUCGAGCAUCAACGCCUCAACAUGCUGAUGGGGAGGUCUCUACACUGGCUUUCCUCCUAAAGUUGUAUCAGAUGGCAUACAAGUACGACUUCAAGUGUCUUUUCUCCGCUGUUGAGAGGGCAAUUGUGCCUCAACUGAAUAUCGUGACGGCGGGGUCCAUUCUUGAGGCAGCAGAGAGAUGCAAGGCACUGAACAUCACUUCUGCAGCGCGACGAGUCAUGGGCUUGGUGGAGUCUCCCGCAUCCGUUCGCCAGGUGGGUUUGUGCCAUCGGCCGGAGGAGAUUCAAGAGGAAACUCACGUGUCUCAUGGUGACUCCUCAGCUUCCAUACCUGAUGUUGUUUUCAAAAGACAAGACACGGAUUCUGCGGCUAGCAGCCACUGUCUUCCGGACGGAGUCAGUGCCGGCGGCUGCCCGUCUCCCGUGGUGUCGCACUAGAAGACUAACUGUACAGUGUGUUCCUAUUGUCUACGAUAAAACGAGGCUUCCUAUCUGAGUUUGGUGAGAUACGUGUGACCUGAAAAUGUGGCUGUUCCCAAGGCCACGCGGAAGCCGUGACAUGCGUGUACAGCGCUACAGACUCGACUGUAAUUUCCAUUCGACACAUACCAACAGUAGUGUAAAACCACCCAUAUUUUCCCUUUAACGUAACGAAUACUUUUGACGGAGAGAUGGGUGUCUUUGCUCAAUCUAUCAGCGGGCGUUCGCGAGGCGAACGUGUAAAGGUGUGGUUCGAGUGUUUUAUGGGACCAUUUGCCCAGAGUUUCGACCUGCGGGACCCCUUAACGUCCAACUAACGGGUUUACUUUCCUGUUUCGUUCAUGUAGCAUGUAUGAAUUGCUUACAUACAUGUAUAUCCCACCGGAAUUUUCUUAUCUCAAGAUUAUCCACGUUGCAAAGAGCUGCCGAUAUUCCAUUCGAGCACUUCCUUGAAACAUUUAAAACAGUCCUGUAAAGGAUCAUGUAUGAGGAAGGAAACGAUCGAGCGACAGGUCGCUCCCCAAUGUCACCAAACGGGACAAAGUCAGGAUGACGACCGUUGACUGCCUCUGAGUCUUUGAAAACGGUUGUCCUCGUUAGCCGUAAGGUAAUGUCAAACGCUGUUACGAGGGAUCCCACUUUAGAAAUACUACUUAUAUUAAAUAGUAUCCAGGAGCAUAAGGAGAUGCUGGCAUGCGGCGAAACUUCACAAAAUGCACCACGGAGGCCCGUCGUCGACAAAAGAGACAACUGGCGGCAGCAUCAUACCUGACGGGUACACAGAACCGUCAAAUUUGCCAUUCCCUUUGCAAAUAAUUGCAAUAAUUGUUUUCUUCCGCAUUUUAGCCAGACGGUUCUACGACACGAAGCUGAGUCCUGCAGGGAAACAAAUUUGCAGACACCCUCCCGUAUUCUCAGCCUGAUGUGAAAACACCAUGUGAUCCCUGCAAGCUAGGGUUGCCGACUUCGACUGGCUAAUAUCAAAUAUACUAUUUCUAAGACUGCCACGUAACUCGCUGUUCGUCCACAACUUAGUACGUGUUCUUCCACUUCUUCAGGUCAUUACACGCUCUUUAUAUGUCGGUUCCGUGAGGGAAACGUGCACUUAACCAACUCGGCGGCGAGCGUACAUACACCACAGGAGUUGGAUAUGCAGCAAAAACUUCUGUUGCUCGCAUAGGCGCGAGUCACAGCAUCGGGAUUCGUAACCUGAAACGCACCGUAGGCUUGACAGUUACGACGACCAACUGUCCCUUUUCAAGUCUUGGUUGUUCUUUCUUUGCCUUUUCUCACCAAAAGACACAACUUGCCACGGUACAAAAGUGUGCGCCAUUCUGUCAGUAGAUCACAAGAGGCGGAUACGAUCUUCAACACAGAAAAGCCAACUAUCAGAUGCCAGCUGCCUCGAAUGGAGAGGUUUCUGCCAGCAUCCUCCCUCGCAGCGUUAUCCGAGGUGAUAAACCAUACCCGUCUUCCGGUGGAUCUACAGAAAGUCUCAAGCCGCUGGCAUUGGAAUCGCCGGACUACCACUUCCACAUUUUUCGUACAUACCUCGUCCCGCGACCCGCAUGAAACCGUCCGACCUCAGCUACACAACCGUGACGCUCCACGAAAUCCACUCGCGACUCGCUCUUCCGCCUUCUCCGGCAGUUUCUGUGCCUGCGUACUUCCUGCCGCCUUCUCUCUCCACACAACUCCACCGUCCAAACUGACACCGCUCCCCGCCUCAAAAAUCCGCAGCUUCCUCCGUCCUCUAUGUCCAUAUUUAACCAACUAUUUCCCUCCUCUGGUACCACGCUUUACAUCGGUUCCCUGACACUGACGCCGAUGGUUUCGAGGCGUUGCAUCAAGUCUCGGCCGUUGGGCAUGCGGCCACUGUCGAGAGUGGACCACAGCAAGUUUUCUCCGAUGAAAAUUUCGAACGCGUUGUUCGGAAUCAAGACAGACCGGACGACCUGCACGCCAAAGAAGGCCGUCACGAUCGCCGCCACGCGGUUGUUCUCCAGCGCCUCAGCCCACGGCGGGAGCUGCUCUGUCUGUGCACCUCUUUCUUCGCCUCUCUGCUGAGUCAAACCGAGAGUAGAACAUAUCGGCCGCACAAAGACAACGAGGGCGAGUGCCGCCCAACUCAGGGCGUCCAGCAGCCGUCCCAGAGCCUGGUGAAACAGCGAUGGCUUGUACUCGACGGCAACGAAACGGAAGCCAGGCAGGUGACUUAGCUGGAAGCUGAGGAACUCCGCGAGCUGCCUCAACGCUCCCGCCGAAGAUCAGGACGUGCAGAGUUGGACCGUCACUUGGUGUGGACUGAUGCCAGUGGGCAGAGGGUUGUGUGGCGUGAAGAACCGGUCAACCAAAGUCGAGGGAGCGCUCUGCAUCGGUGCGUGAUUCCCCGACAGAAACAGCCCAUCGAGCACCGUCCCCAGAGGCAGCGACAGCAGCAGAACCACCGCUGCGACGACCCACGUCGAAGACGAAGACGGUAAUGGGGAAGAAGUACCGGGAGAAACUGUCGAGGCGCCUCCCCCUCCAGAGGGGGCGGCGCCCUCAGAAGGCACCAUGGUGUCUGCGGGAAGGUCCACAGCUGAGUGAGAAGUGCGUCUUUUGAGGACUGUGAAGGCAAGAAUUCAGAAGGGUAAAAAUGAAAAACGACGAAAUCCUGAGAACUCUCGGGAGAAACCUC